AUGCGACGGCGAUAUAAUCAUAAAAAUUUAAAUCUUGAAAUUCAAACUCAAGGUUAGUUUUGUGCUAAUUCUUCUAAACAAGUCUCUCAAUCAAUCCGAAGGUGUAGAAUCAUGCUAGGUGUUGUAUAUAAUGAAGAGCAUAACGGAACUAAUAAUGACGAAAAAUUUUCGAUAUUUUAUAACUAUUAUAACUUUGUAAGGAAGAAACAUAACAAUUAUUUUGAUAUAACUUACAAGCUUACGUAGAGUUUUACACCAGUUUACAUUUUCAUUCUCUCUAAUUUCAUAAAUCUCAGUUCGUUUUUCUUAAAGAUUUCACAUCAUAUGUGAGUAAGUGGGGAAGUAAAGAUACUUUUAUUUUCCUUUUUUUAAAUUGUAAACAUUCAAAUUCAUAAAUUUUUUUUAAGAUCCACAAUUAUUUUGAAUACUGAUGUUUUCUUCUUGUAACGACCCCUUCAAACAUGCUGUACAGUGUUUUCUCAGUGAACAUAUUGAACUUUGAACAUUAUGGUCAGACAACGAAAUGUCGAGGUUUUUUGAAUUUUUGUAGUUUAACCUUCAAGAUUUUGAUGAUAAUCACGAAAAAAUCUUUUCAAUGUUGUUAAAAACACUUGGAUUCCUAUAAUUUUCAAAAAUAAAAGUACCAUUUUUUCCUUAGUCCAACAUCUUUGAAAGAAACAAUCAGGAUUGUGAAAACAGAGACUGCUCGCUUCAAAAUGAGACCAAAUAGAUUUGUAUGAUUUCUUUUUACGAAAUUAAAAUAGUUAAAAAUUUCAUUAUUACUGAUUCCGUUACGCUCUUCACUCUACAUUUUUUUAAUUUAAUAUAAUGCUUAAUUUAAUUCGUUUUUAAUAAACUGUAAUUUCAUUUAACAUGUAAGCAUGCCAUCAACUUUGUCUUAUAAAACUUGAUGAAUCCUGCUUUAUUUGAUGCAUUCAGUGUCUGUUAUAAAUAUUACAAUAAUUCCAUUAUAAAUAGAAUUAUUCUUACACUCUACAAUUUAAGAAUCUAACGAAUAUUUUACAUGAUAAAUAAUUCGUGUAUUUUUAUUUCUUAUAGCUAAUUUUCAAAUAAUAAAGACUCGAAUAAUAAAUUCGAACACUGAAUAAUCUAGGAAGUAGUAGAGGAAAAACUUGACAUUUUCCUACAAAUUUUCGAAUUUAGAUGAAUUUAGAAACCUAAAUUAUAUAUCUGGGAAAGAGCUUCGAUAUUCACAAUUUGUACACCGUAUGCGUUUCUCUUUACAUAAAAACUCUUUAUUGGUACGUAUAUCAAGCAAGGUCAAUUCUGUUAAAAAAUAUGCAUUAGUUAGUUAUCAUUCGCUAAUUAAAGAAGCAUAUCGCUCGCCUGUAAAUGCAUGUUAUCUUCAAGCAGCACGCACGCGCGAAGAAAUGCGUGCAUUUUCUCCGAGAGCUGGAGUAUAAAAAUUGCGAAUUUCAGCUCCCUAACAUUAAAAGCAACAACGUUCUCUAAACAUACAUAUUGUGCGGUCAAGCAUUCUCAAUAAAAACCAACAUGCAACGUUAUCUCGUAGCGUUUUUACUUGCCGUUGUGUUCAUCAAUGUUUGUAAGAAUCCUAUUUUCCUUUAAAUUAUUUGUAUCACGACUUAAACUUAUUUAUUUAUUUCAUUCAUUUAAAAUAUUCUUUAUUCGUGUUUGUAUUUUACAUAUAUAUAUAUUUUUUAAUAUUCGAAUAUUAUGUUCUAUAUUUAUUAUAUUAAUAUUAAUUUGACUGUAAAUUUUUAGGUAUUUAUAAGGAAUUGUACGGAAUGCAUAUAAUACUGAAAGAUGUAACAAAGUAUCCAAAAUUUAUGAUAUUUUAUAUAUAAAAGGACUUUUUACAUCUUUUAUUAUAUUUUCGAAAAAAUGAAUUUGCAUAAAUAUUCGCAAUCGAAUUAUAAUUAUGUAAGAGUAUUAAAACUUGUACAUGAAUAUAUAAUAUAUAUGUUAAUUUUACUUAUUGUUAUACAUACAUAUAUGUUGUUAUAUAAAAUGUUACUCUUUAGUAUUACUCUCAGUGCCCUGCUUCGUAACACAAUUUUUAUUCUGUGAUUUUUAUAAGUGUUCGUACUAAAUUAGGUAGUACGCUGACAUCAACAUGUUCAACAAAUGAAGAAUGGAACAUUUGUGGACGUUUAUGUGAACUAAACUGUGAUAAUCCGCAUCCAAAUCCAAAAUUUUGCCCCGGAAUAGUGAGUGGUUUUGAUGUUCGUACUAAAUUAGGCUCGCUGACAUCAACAUGUUCAACAAACGAAGAAUGGAACAUUUGUGGACAAUUAUGUGAACCAAGCUGUGGUAAUCCGCAUCCAAAUCCAAGAUUUUGCCCCAGAAUAGUGAGCAUUCGAAGUUUUGAGUUGUUCUCACUUACUUAGCAUUAAGAUACAUGUCCGUUUGAGUAUAUUUCGAGAAUUAUUUCUCUCAAGAUUUAUUACUCUAACAUUUAUACGAACAGACAAAUUUGGUAUAAAAUAUCUUAAAAAUUUGUACGGAAAAGCAAAAUUGGUAGCAAUUAUCUGGAAUUUAAGUAUUAAGUCACAAUAAAUUUAUUUCUGUUGAUAAUAUCAAUUUACAUACAUUUUUGGAAAUAUUUACAGAAUUACUAUAAUUUUAUUUUCUUUUCAAUUGAAUUCGAUUUAUUAUCUACACACUUGACUUAUAUCGUUUAAAUUAUUAUAUAUAUAAAUUGUAUAUAUACAGUAUAUAA
This is a messenger RNA of Heterotrigona itama, 2704 nucleotides long. Lineage: Eukaryota; Metazoa; Arthropoda; Insecta; Hymenoptera; Apidae. The record is from the annotation of a GenBank genome assembly.